UUGGAGGCGCAGGUUUGGAAAGGUUGGGUGCGGCCGAGCUGGUUUCCGGGUGUCCGUCCAGUUCCUAAAGGACUCGCUCCUUGUGCCUUUUUCUCUGCGUCGCGGGUGGCACUGUCUCACGGGGGUGCCGUGAGCGUUCCUAAAGGAGGACCGAGGGUCGGAGUGAUGGGGGCGCGGAAGCGGAUUAAAACAGGCUGCGCUCCCCAAAGAGUGGAUGUUGCUUCGCACCUUGGAAUUUAACUCGGCGAGAGCGGUGCGGUUUUCCUGUGCAUCUGGUGGUCCCGACCCGUUGUCACUGGUAUUCACUGUCCAGACGCUGCUCGCUGCAGUUCAGGACGGGAAAAACCAUCGUGUUCAACGUUUUUCUUGGAGGAGAAUUUAGCAAUAGGCACAAUGUCUAUUUUCCCUAGAAUAUCUUUGAGGCUUGAGGUUGAAAACUAUCUUAAAGAGGGCUUUAUGAAUAAGGAGGUUGUGUCGGCUUUUGGUAAACAAGAAGCAGAAAGGAAGUUUGAAACUCUGUUAAAUCGCUUGUCACACCCUCCAUCAUUCACAACUGUCAGAGUAAAUACACAUCUAGCCUCGGUGCAACAUGUGAAAAAUCUGUUACUUGAUGAACUUCAGAAGCAGUUUAAUGGAUUAAGUGUUCCUGUUCUUCAACAUCCAGGCCUCCAGGAUGUCUUACUUAUUCCUGUUAUUGGACCAAGGAAGAAUAUAAGAAAACAACGGUGUGAAGCCAUUGUUGGAGCCCACUGUGGCAAUGCCGUGUUAAGAGGAGCCCAUGUCUAUGUUCCAGGAAUUGUGUCAGCUUCAAAAUUUAUGAAGGCCGGAGAUGUUGUUUCUGUAUACUCUGAUAUUAAAGGCAAAUGUAAGAAAGGAGCCAAAGAAUUCGAUGGAACAAAAGUAUUUCUUGGAAAUGGGAUUUCUGAAUUAAGCCGCAAAGAAAUCUUUAGUGGGCCACCUGCAUUGAAAGGUAUAGGCAUACGAAUGACAGAACCAUUAUAUCUCAGCCCUUCAUUUGACAAUGUACUGCCCAGCUACUUAUUUUUACAGAAUUUGCCAUCUGCUGUAGUAGCUCACGUUCUGGACCCUCAACCUGGAGAGAAGAUUCUAGAUUUGUGUGCAGCACCUGGAGGCAAAACAACGCACAUCGCAGCACUGAUGCACGAUGAGGGAGAAGUGAUAGCACUGGACAAAAUAUCCAACAAAGUGGAAAAAAUAAAGCAGAAUGCUUUAUUAUUAGGGCUGAAUUCCAUCAGGGCUUUUUGCUUUGAUGGAACAAAGGCACUUAAACUGGAUGUGGUUGAGGACACAAAAGGAGAGCCUCCAUUCUUACCAGAAUCUUUUGACCGAAUUCUUCUUGAUGCACCCUGCAGUGGAAUGGGGCAGAGACCAAACAUGGCUUGUUCUUGGACUUUGAAGGAAGUGACAUCGUAUCAACCAUUGCAGCGAAAACUCUUUACUGUGGCGGUGCAGCUGCUGAAGCCGGGGGGCGUGCUGGUUUAUAGCACGUGCACAGUCACACUGGCAGAGAACGAGGAACAAGUGGCCUGGGCCCUCGCAGCGUUUCCUUGUCUUCAGCUUCAGCCGCAGGAACCACAAAUUGGAGGAGAAGGAAUGAUGGGGGCUGGCCUGUCAUGUGAACAACUGAAACAGCUGCAGCGAUUUGAUCCAUCUGUCGUCCCGCUACAGGACAUGAACAUUGAUUCUCUCCGAGAGGCCAGAGUAGAAGACAUAGUGUGGAUGGCAAAUAAGGAUUGUAUAGGCUUUUUUAUUGCAAAAUUUGUAAAGUGUGAAAGUAUACAGGAGAAUGAUCCUUAGAAAUGAAAAUUCCAAACAUUUGCCCUGUGUUUUUGUUUUUUUUUUUAAUUUAAAAACCAAUCUGUUCUCAGGCCAAGUGAUUGUUGGCAUCAUUGCUAAGGUAACAGAAAAGGCUGCUAGCUGUUUCACCAAGGGUUAAAAGAUACAGAGAAAGUAAUCAGUGGUGUGGUAUGAGGUUAUAUUUUGUAAUUUAAAAUAAUUUUUCCUUUUGAAUUUUGUAGAGUUCAGCAAAAAGGAGAUGCCGAUAGGUAUCUGGAACAUUUUUAUUUGGGGUCUUGUGUUUUACUUUGUAAAAAAUGCAAGUAAUUUGUAAUGGUAAUCAGUGACUGUAACAUGGAAAAAAUCAGCAAUAUUUAAUUUGCUUAUACAAAAUCACUAGUUGUCAUUCCUGAGUUGCUAAGUGGGUCCUUAAGAAUUCAGGGCCUGGGAAGGAUGAUGUUUACCAUGUGCCAGUAACUGAGCUGAGUAUUUUACCUCUUUUUUUUUGCUACUAUUUGGUAAAUAAACUCUCUUUCAAAUGGAGUCUGGAUCUCUUGAU
Messenger RNA from Artibeus jamaicensis (Jamaican fruit-eating bat), 2356 nucleotides. It is a transcript of the gene NSUN6, whose product is annotated as NOP2/Sun RNA methyltransferase 6. Gene Ontology annotation, biological process: RNA methylation. The transcript has 11 exons. The record is from RefSeq and is a predicted model, not a curated record. Gene Ontology annotation, molecular function: methyltransferase activity; RNA binding. The coding region runs from base 394 to 1818 and encodes 474 amino acids. NCBI's taxonomy places the organism in Eukaryota, Metazoa, Chordata, Mammalia, Chiroptera, Phyllostomidae.